AUGACAACCAGCAUGAUGCAGAUUGAACGUAGCGAUCAUGACCAUGAUGCCUACGAUGACAUGAUGGACCGGGGAGCCUUUCUGAGAAAGCUCCGCCGGCAAAUGGCUGAGGAAGACGAAGCCCAACGUGAAGUACCGGCAUCUUCCAAUGACGACACUGCCGAUUCUGAUACUCUUUGCUAUCAGUUCUACCUGUCUGUUCAAGCUGUUUAUGACGGCUACAAACAUGUGAAUUACCGACAAAUUGAUUUUGGAAUUGUGGGCGACAGCCCUCUUGUCAUAGCACAGGAUCGAACUGUUGGAAAAGGCGGCUUCGUUUGGGAUGCCGCUUAUAUUCUUGCGGAACAUGUUUCCAGAGUCACAGAUUGGCAAGCUGGAAGCCCCAAUGUCAUCGAGCUCGGUGCUGGAACUGGCAUCACCAGUCUCAUUGUAGCACGGCAGGUCCCUCAAGCACAAGUUCAUUUGACAGAUCUUCCACAAUUGCUGCCUUUGAUGGAGAAGAAUUCCAGUACGACUAAGAAUGCGACCGCUGGAGUUUUGGAAUGGGGACGAAAUGUUUCGGGACAAGAAUACGAUGUUAUUCUUGGUGCCGAUGUUAUCGCUUCUAUUUAUGAUAGCAAUGGAUUGGCCAAAACUAUACACGACUUGUCCCAUGAGCGAACCAAAAUUUACUUGGCCUGUGAGGACCGAUUGGCUGGCAGUAUCGAAGAAUUUGAGGACCACAUGAGAAGUUUGUUUGACCACGUUGGUAGAAGCAAGCCUAACAGUGCCAACAAGAACCCCAAAGUUUGGAUACUAGAAAUCAGUGGAAAACGUAGCACCCAAUAA
Messenger RNA from Cylindrotheca closterium, 828 nucleotides. Lineage: Eukaryota; Bacillariophyta; Bacillariophyceae; Bacillariales; Bacillariaceae. The record is from the annotation of a GenBank genome assembly.